This is a messenger RNA of Heteronotia binoei (common prickly gecko), 978 nucleotides long. RefSeq names its product H-2 class II histocompatibility antigen, E-S beta chain-like. Bases 1 to 978 code for a protein of 325 amino acids. Gene Ontology annotation, molecular function: MHC class II protein complex binding. Gene Ontology annotation, cellular component: membrane; MHC class II protein complex. Lineage: Eukaryota; Metazoa; Chordata; Lepidosauria; Squamata; Gekkonidae. Gene Ontology annotation, biological process: immune response; peptide antigen assembly with MHC class II protein complex; positive regulation of T cell activation. The transcript is spliced from 5 exons. The record is from RefSeq and is a predicted model, not a curated record.
AUGGAGGAGGGAUGCCAAAUUGGGUAUGGAGUCCAUUGUUUCUAUGGGACAGUAAGCCCUGCUCCCCCCCCUGUCUCCGCAGCCCCCCAUUUCCUGGCGCAGGGGAAGUGCGAGUGCCGCUUCGCCAACGGGACCGCAGGGGAGGUGCGCUUCCUGCAGAGGUACAUCUACGGGCGGCAGGAGAUCGCGCGCUUCGACAGCCGCCGCGGCUGGUACGAGGCCGUCACCCCGCUGGGCGAGCCCUCCGCCCGCUACUGGAACAGCCUGAAGGAGGUGAUGGACUCUCUGCGGGCCCAGGUGGACGCCUUCUGCCGCUACAACUACCAUCUCUUCGAGGACUUCUUCACCACCAGGACAGUUGAGCCCCUGGUGACGAUCUCCCCCACCAAGGGAGACCCCCUGGCCCACCACACCCUCCUGAUCUGCACCGCGGCAGGAUAUUAUCCCCCCGGGAUUGACAUCAAGUGGCUGAAGAACGGGCAGGAGCAGACACAGGGGGUGGGAUACGAUGAUGAGAUCCAGAACGCAGACUGGACCUUCCAGUACCAGGUGAUGCUGGAGACGGUGCCUCAGCAGGGAGACGUCUACGCCUGCCAGGUGGAGCACAAAAGUGUGAAGGAACCCAUCUCCGUGCAGUGGGAGCCACAGACGUCGGACUCUGCCAAGAGCAAGGUGUGGACGGGGGCCGUGGGGGCCGUUCUGGGGCUGGUCUUUGUGGCCGUGGGGCUUUAUCUGUCCCUGAAGAGCAGGAAAGGUGAGGGGCUGGAGGGAGGGUGGGGGGACUCCUCGGUUAACCCUUCCUGUCCCAGGAUCCUGCUGGCUGGAGAAACCUUUCCUACAACCGAGGCCCUCUUUCCUUUCCGCGGAGGAAGCAAAAUGCAUGGAGAAAAGGACUUCUCCCACCCAGCACUCUUCCCCCAAGCUGGCUUGUUCCCUGUUUCUCUGUUACUACGUGUGGGCGGGGAGUCCUCCUGCUAG